AGUAAGAAGAAAGCACCUUCGAUGCGCGCACAUCCUUCCACUGUGGCACACUCCAAGAAGCCGCACAGCACAUAGCCUACCGGCGAGGAAACCUCUGAAGAACUUUUUACACCAAUAUGGGCUCCGUGCAAGUGCUGCUGUCGGUGUUGCUCAUUUUCCACGCGUGCUGGGCACAGAAAGUGAAACGACAAAAGGAGGCAGAGUUUGUGGAUAAGUAUGGGACUUGUCUCCAGGGUCCGCCUGGGACGCAGGGGCGCGACGGCAACCCGGGAGUGAACGGCAUUCCGGGCACGCCAGGUAUCCCCGGCCGCGACGGCCUGAAAGGGGAGAAGGGCGAGUGCCAGACGGAGCGCUACGAGGAGCCCUGGAGGCCCAACUUCAAGCAGUGUGCCUGGAACUCCCUCAACUAUGGCAUCGACCUGGGCAAGAUUGCGGACUGUACCUUCACCAAGCUGCGGUCUGACAGUGCCCUGCGCGUGCUCUUCAGUGGCUCCCUACGUCUCAAGUGCAAGGCUGCGUGCUGCCAGCGCUGGUACUUCACCUUCAACGGGGCCGAGUGUGCCGGACCGCUCCCCAUCGAGUCCAUCAUCUACCUGGACCAGGGCAGCCCUGAGCUCAACUCCACCAUCAACAUACACCGCACCUCAGCAGUGGAGGGUCUGUGCGAGGGGGUGCCCGCUGGCCUGGUGGACGUGGGCAUCUGGGUGGGCACCUGUGCCGACUACCCCAAGGGGGACGCCUCCACGGGCUGGAACUCCGUCUCCAGGGUGAUCAUCGAGGAGCUCCCCAAGUGAUUACGGACGAGACCCGGGGACUAUAGCUUAGUACUCGUGUAACCCCCAUUUCCAGAGACGAUAAAAAGUAAAAGUACAAGUAAAUCCAUGGUGUAAUUACUACAACACCAGUACGUUAUUUGUUACACCAGUCAUUCCAUUGGACCUACUGAGGUAGACUGUGAAAAUGCUGUUACUGAAAAAGCCCAAAUACAUUUUUAAAAAAUCUGCCACAGAUUUGAUCAAAACAGUUCAGAAUCAGAAGAUUGUAAGAUGGGUACUGUACUCUACAGUAACUGUAGAACAGUUACUCUGUAAAGUCACCUGUGUUGGAAGGAAACGAUUGCACAUCUUAUUUUUACUUGUGCUUUUACUUUUGACACCUCUUCCCAUUUCUCUGAGGGAGAUGACUGAGACAUCUCACAAGAUUACCCAUAGUGAUAUGUCGAACGAAUCGACCAAAAGAGAACUCCACGUACAGAAAAACCCAGAGGUUUCAAACCCAGGUCCAGAAAGUAAAAAAUCUGCCAUAUCUCUGAGCCAACCCAGCUCUGAAUCAGCUGAUAGUAAGGAGUACACAAGUCAGGCCGAUUAAUCAGUAAAAUCACCUGUGUUGGAAAAAGACAGUGGCAGGCUUUUUUUCAUUUUACAUCUGAACUGAGUUUUCCACAUAUUCAUUAUGCACAGCCCAUUCUUCGAUCUCUAUCUGUUUGUGACUGUAAAGCAGGCACCAUAUUUGUCAUCCUUGGUUGUCCAUCUUUUGAAUCCAUCUCUCACUGGAGAAACAGGCCACUGUGCUCCAAACCAACCUGCAAGGUUAUAGUCCAUAGUGGCUGGUCACAAUCGCCUUUCACCCUGUAACAAGGUCAUGAACCACUGAAACAUUUCUGGGGGGAAAAUGUAAGUUAGAAAAAAAAGGCCAAGUGUUGCUUUAAAAACUGCUCAGACCAAGAGGAGAGAGCUUUUAGAACAACGGGUACCCUUUCAGCUGUAUUAUUCCUACUUUAGACAGUAGACGUGCCAUUAUCAUCAGUCAUGGAAAUCAGUUCCACCAUCUGCAUUAGUGUACCUGUGUAAUUAUAGGCCUUACAUCUAAGUAAUUGAAUCAUGCAGCAUUUUAUAAAUUAUAAACCUUUUAACCAGAUUAUAAAAUGACUCAUAGGGUUGAGCAAGAACUUGACAUACCUAAAAAAAAAAAACCCAGAGUGACAUGGACCAAUGCAGAAUGUUUUCACCUUCUGUUUCCUGGCAACAAGGGAAUAAUAAUAAUCACUCCAUUUCGUUUCGCUUCAUCGCCGUCCUUCUCAGUGGACUGUGGGAAAAGGUGCGUCUCUGUGAUGGCAGUCUUGUCCAAUCACAAAUGCCUGACCUGACCAUAGCAGGCUAUGUCAGAAUUAGAUUUCUAGAUAGUAUUUUUUAUUGUUGUUCUUUUUUUAAAAAACAAUGGCUAGUAUGGCUAGUUUGUAUUAUUGUUUUGUUUUUUAAAAGGACAAUUGUUGUGCUGCCAAAAGAUGGCGCCAAAGCUGCCAAUUCCUUUCUGCCAAAGGCUGAACUGUGUAGCAUAUGGGCUUUAUUGUAUACAGAGACAAGGGUACAAUAGUGUCUGAAGGGGGGAAAGGGCCUUGAAAGCAGCAAAUAUGGAUCUGUUUUAAACUUCAUACUCAAGCGACCAGAGUGCUCAGUGAUGGUGCAUGGUUUAGACAAGUGGUUGUAUUCUUUUUUUUCCCUUAACAAAUCUCUUUCAUGUUUGUAGGGCAUCAUUUUUGUACAAAGUAGCGAUAUAUAGUGACCGUUGAGUAGGUAGGGGGCAUGGGAUGCUUUGAAAGAGCAUUACUGUAUUGGUUAUUUGAAGUUGUCUGAGGUAUAAUAGAUAUGGGAAAUGCAAACAGUGUCCUUGGUGCUUUUCUUAGCAGUUUGUUUGAAAGACAUUUCUGUUUCUCUGCAUCUUCACUGUACUAAGAUGGACCAUUGCCCUUGACAAGACUUAACAUUACUCUGUAGCCAUUGUCAGAAUGUUAUUGUUGUAUUUUUGUGUUGCUCAGCUUUAGAAAAUAAAUCUCCUUUUUUUAC
Messenger RNA from Engraulis encrasicolus (European anchovy), 2843 nucleotides. RefSeq names its product collagen triple helix repeat containing 1a (gene cthrc1a). Bases 117 to 794 code for a protein of 225 amino acids. The transcript is spliced from 4 exons. The record is from RefSeq and is a predicted model, not a curated record. NCBI's taxonomy places the organism in Eukaryota, Metazoa, Chordata, Actinopteri, Clupeiformes, Engraulidae.